Molecule: messenger RNA, 5091 nt
Organism: Nycticebus coucang (slow loris)
Lineage: Eukaryota; Metazoa; Chordata; Mammalia; Primates; Lorisidae
Gene: TEX2
Product: testis expressed 2
Exons: 12
Coding region: 175-3552 (1125 amino acids)
Cellular component (GO): endoplasmic reticulum
Molecular function (GO): lipid binding
Source: RefSeq, a predicted model, not a curated record
GACGUGGGCGUGAGAGAGGGAGCGCCCGGCGGAGAAGGCCCGGGCGGGGGGGACGGCCCGACGCCGCAGGGUUCAGGUACCGGCCGGCUCCGGCAGCCGUUGGCGCGGCUGAGCGCGGGGGUCGGCCGCCCACUGCUGUCACGGCCCAGAGCCUGAGCCCUUGUGAAGCCGGCAAUGACAAGUCUGAAUGGUCGCCAUGCCGAGAAAACCAUUGACAUGCCAAAACCAUCAGCCCCUAAAGUGCACGUGCAGAGGUCCGUGUCCCAAGAUACCAUCGCCAUUCACUUCUCGGCAUCUGGGGAGGAGGAGGAAGAGGAGGAGGAGUUCCGGGAGUACCUUGAGGAGGGGCUGGAUGACCAAAGCAUUGUAACAGGGCUUGAAGCCAAGGAAGACCUCUAUCUUGAACCCCAGGGCAGCCAUGACCCCACUGGUUCUGCUGUCUCAGCCAUCCUGGCAGAUGGACAGUCCAUGUCCCAGGCCCCUGACAUUUUGCCUGUCUCCGAGAACACUGUAAAACUGUCGGAGUCCCCUUCUCCAGCAGCACAGGUAUUAAGUACAGUGCCAUUGGCUCUGUCCCCAGGGUCAUCUUCAUCAGGGCCCUUAGCAAGCUCUCCUAGUGUAUCAUCCCUUUCUGAGCAGAAAACCAGUUCUUCCUCCCCAUUGUCCUCGCCUUCCAAGUCUCCUGUCCUCUCGUCCAGUGCCUCAUCCUCUGCCAUUUCCAGCGCAAAACCUUUCAUGAGCCUUGUGAAGUCCCUGUCGACUGAGGUGGAGCCAAAAGAAUCCCCACACCCCCCAAGGCACAGGCACUUGAUGAAGACGUUAGUCAAGUCUCUGUCCACGGACACUUCCCGGCAGGAGUCAGAUACAGUGUCCUACAAGCCACCUGACUCCAAACUGAACUUACACCUGUUCAAGCAGUUCACACAGCCACGAAACACAGGUGGAGAUUCCAAAACUGCACCCUCUUCCCCCCUGACUUCUCCCUCUGAUACUCGCUCCUUUUUUAAAGUGCCCGAAAUGGAGGCUAAAAUUGAAGACACUAAACGACGCCUUUCAGAAGUCAUAUAUGAGCCUUUUCAGCUCCUUAGUAAAAUUAUAGGGGAAGAAAGUGGCAGCCAUAGGCCCAAAGCCUUAUCUUCAAGUGCUUCAGAACUCUCCAAUCUGUCUAGCUUGAACGGGCACUUGGAAAGCAAUAACAACUACAGCAUCAAGGAGGAAGAGGGUGACUCCGAGGGGGAUGGUUAUGGGAGCGAUUCUAACACCCUCAGAAGUGACCCCCCAAAGACGGAUGAGCCGGUGAGAGAGGUAGACCCAAAAAGUUCCCAGGGGAGCAGUCUGAAGGAUUUAGGCCUGAAGACAAGCUCUCUAGUUCUUGAAAAAUGUUCUUUGUCUGCCUUAGUGAGCAAAGAAGAUGAAGAGUUUUGUGAACUGUAUGCUGAGGACUUUGAUUUGGAAAUGGAGGGGGAGAGUAGAGUUGAUAGGCCACCAGACAUCCCUCUCAAGCCAGAGGUGCUCGGGGAUGACGGUAUGGCGGUUCUUGACAGUGAAGAUGAGGUGGACUUGGCUGUGCAGCACACAGAAUUACCAGUGAAGACCUUGGGCUUCUUUAUAAUGUGUGUCUAUGCGUACCUCAUCCUUCCGCUUCCCCACUAUGCGAGUGGACUCUUCCUGGGAAUUGGCAUUGGAUUCAUGACUGCAGUUUGCAUGAUUUGGUUUUUUACACCACCAAGUGCUCAUAAAUUUCACAAGUUACAUAAAAAUCUGCAACCCUGGAAAACAAGGUCUCUGGAUGUCAAAGAACCUGAAAUACUAAAGGGAUGGAUGAAUGAGAUUUACAACUAUGAUCCAGAAACUUACCAUGCGACUUUGACACAUUCAGUCUUUGUUCGACUUGAAGGUGGAACCUUAAGACUUUCAAAGCCCAAUAAAAAUAUAUCCAGGAGAGCCAGCUAUAAUGAAACUAAGCCGGAGGUCACCUACAUCAGCCAGAAAAUCUAUGACCUCUCGGACAGCAAGAUUUAUCUUGUACCUAAAAGUUUGGCUCGAAAACGAAUCUGGAAUAAAAAGUACCCCAUUUGUAUUGAGCUUGGUCGACAAGAUGACUUUAUGUCUAAGGCUCAGACUGAUGAGACUUUGGAAGAGAAGCUACCAGCUGAGGGAAGCGAGGACCCUAAGAAGCCACCCCAUUCUCAAGAGGGAACAAGAUCUGGCCAGCGAGAUCAGAUACUCUAUCUCUUUGGGAGAACUGGCCGAGAAAAAGAGGAAUGGUUUAGGAGCUUUAUUCUGGCAUCUAAGCUGAAGUCAGAAAUCAAGAAGCCACCUGGUGUCUCUGGAAGUAAACCAGGGCUUUUGCCAUCACACAGCAAACACAACAGUCCCUCUGGGCACCUGACCCAUAGCCGCAGCAGCAGCAAAGGCAGCAUGGAGGAGGUCAUGUCACAGCCGAAGCAGAAGGAGCUGGUGGGCAGCGUCCGGCAGAAGAUGCUUCUAGACUACACCGUGUACAUGGGCAGGUGUGUCCCCCAGGAAAGCCGAAGCCCCCAGAGGAGCCCAGUGCAGAGUGUGGAGAGCAGCCCCACGGCUGGGAAAAAGUUGCCAGAAGCUCCACCCUCUGAGGAGGAAGAACAGGAAGCCUGGGUGAAUGCCUUGCUUGGAAGAAUAUUCUGGGACUUCUUAGGAGAGAAAUACUGGUCUGAUCUGGUAUCUAAGAAGAUCCAGAUGAAACUCAGCAAAAUAAAGCUCCCCUACUUUAUGAAUGAGCUCACUCUGACGGAACUUGACAUGGGGGUGGCUGUGCCAAAAAUCCUUCAGGCCUUCAAGCCUUACGUUGAUCACCAAGGACUCUGGAUUGAUUUGGAAAUGUCCUACAAUGGGUCCUUUCUGAUGACUCUCGAGACCAAAAUGAAUUUGACCAAACUAGGUAAAGAGCCUCUUGUUGAAGCCCUGAAGGUUGGAGAAAUUGGCAAAGAAGGUUGCAGGCCCAGGGUGUUCUGUCUGGCUGACAGCGACGAGGAAUCCUCCAGUGCUGGCUCCUCCGAUGAAGAUGACGCUCCAGAGCCCAGUGGGGGAGACAAACAGGUGCUCCCAGGAGCUGAAGGGUAUGUUGGAGGUCAUCGAACAAGUAAGAUUAUGAGGUUUGUUGAUAAAAUUACCAAGUCAAAAUAUUUCCAAAAGGCAACAGAGACAGAGUUCAUUAAAAAGAAGAUUGAAGAAGUCUCCAAUACGCCCCUGCUGCUGACUGUUGAAGUACAGGAAUGUAGAGGAACCUUGGCGGUCAACAUUCCACCACCCCCAACUGACCGAAUAUGGUAUGGUUUCCGGAAGCCACCCUAUGUUGAGCUGAAAGCUCGGCCAAAACUUGGAGAGAGAGAAGUGACUCUGGUUCAUGUGACAGACUGGAUAGAGAAGAAACUGGAGCAAGAGUUUCAGAAAGUUUUUGUCAUGCCAAACAUGGAUGAUGUUUAUAUCCCCAUAAUGCACUCCGCCAUGGACCCUCGCUCCACUUCCUGCCUCCUGAAAGACCCAUCUGUGGAGGCUGCAGAUCAGCUGUGAUGGGUGACGUCGGACGUUCCCAGUAUUAUGAGAUGGAGCUCAAGGUGUGGGAUUCUUGGCCGCCAUCUGUGCUGUAGAACUGGCCUUCAAUGUGCCACAGCCACUGUUUCUUAAAGGACUGCUUCUGCCCUCUGCCUGCCAGUGCCCAUUCCACUGUGAGGUGUCAUUCCCUGCAUCCAGUGACUGGUGUCUGAACUGCCUACUGCAAAGCUUUGACCUGGCAAAGGAGACUAGGGAAGAAUUAUCAUGGUGGAUCCCAAAGUUACAGGUGACUCACACCGUGGCUUUUUUAAGUCUGCCAGUUUUUGUGACAGGAUAUGAGCACAUUAAGAGCAAAGGUGUACAGCUAGAAGGCCCCUUGCCUCCUCAACUCCUCCAAAGCUUUUCCCUCAGGCAGCGGUGCACAACAGAACAUCUUUUCACGUCUGUACUUUGUACGUAGCCUUCCAUGCUCCCAGAGAAAUGUCAGUGUGGUGACGUGUGGAGAGUGGGAGUGAAAUUUUGUGAGCAUUUUCAUUGGUGUUAAAGAGAUAGGCAUAACAACCUAAUUUUCCACAUUAAAUUGUGCAUUUUGGAAGUAGCCAUAGAACACACACACACUAACACACUAUCAGGUGGAGGAGGGCCAGUGGGCUUAAGUGAACAUUAGGCAAAGCCAUGAGAUCAAAUCAUCCCAAACCUUUUACCAGUGAGGUGCAACCACCUGGUUUCUAACAUCCUGAUUCUUCGUGAGACAGGAGCGUAUGUGAAAACAGCAAACACUGCACACUAGAUUGUUCUCUCAUGGGGUGGGGCCAGAAAGCCAGAGCCAGUCUUCCCAUCUGGCAUUUCCUGUGUGUUCCAGGAGCUUUUAUAUAGGAAUCUAAACGCUUUGUUAAUCUCAUUAGUGGGAGUUUGUGGGCAGUUCCUUUUUCUGAUGGCCCAAAGGGAGAACUGCCCUGGAAGUCCAGACCAAAAGUUUGCCCAACAUCAGACACUACAUAUUCAAAAUUAAUGUGACCUUUAAAAAAUGUUGCCAACUUAAUUUUGUGCAUUUGUGUCAGAAUAUUUAGUUUACAAGGUUGAGGGCUUUCUAACUGUAUCAUUUGCUUUGAGAAGUAAACCUAAUGUUUUUAUUUAAAGCUGCAUUUAAUGUCAAAAUUACCUUAGGUAACUUGAUAAUUUACAUCUGUGGACAAAGCUAAUAGUGUUUUAAACAGCACCUUGCCUGAACAUACUUUAAAGAAAUUAAUAUAUUGAAAAAACAAAUCUGAAUCCUUAUUUGUUUUACUUCCACCAUUAAAGCAUUUGACUUAAAUUGCUAGACCAUUCCAGUUGAUGUACUGUUCUAAUUUCUCAUUGUGCAGGUCAAUUUGCCUGUCAGAGUGAGCAUGUCCUGGUCACUGGGCUUUAUAAUUUUUGUGCAAUAACUAAAGGCAAAGGACUAGAUGCACUACUGUGUAAGGAGAACACGACUGUACCCUGUUGCACCUUAAAUAGUAUGUGGGGACGUACAAUCGCUUGCAUUGUUUCACAAAAUAAAUCUCAUGUCAAAUUCUA